UAUUGUUAAAUCUAUACUGUCAAUUAUUAACGUGUUCAAUAAUUUCUUUUUAUUUUUAUAAUUCAUAAUUAGAUAAUGAAUGAAGAAACUGUGUGGCAAGAAUUAUCAGAAAUAUUUGCUGAUCCUCCUGAAACAAGAGAUAAAUGCUUACAGUGCAAGAGACCAGUACCAGUAUGUUGGUGUCCAGGGUUACCAAAACAUCCUAUAUGUCCUGCAUCAAAAAUAAUAAUUUUACAACAUCCAGCUGAAGCAAAACGUUGCUUAAGAACGGCACCUAUGCUUGCUCUAGGAUUAGAACCUGGAAAAUGUAUAAUUUAUAGAGGAAAAAAAUUUCCACUUUCAAAACAUGAAGGCCUAACAGAAAUUUUAAAUGAUAAAAAUAGUAUAUUAUUAUAUCCAUCUCCAGAUGCCAUAGCACUUAAUAAAUUAAAUCCUGUUGGAAUUAAUGGACAGAAACCUUAUAAUCUUAUUUUAUUAGAUGGAACUUGGCCACAAGCAAAGGCAAUAUAUCAUUCAAGUCCAGCAUUAUGUGUUUUACAAGCAUGUAAAUUAGUUGGAGUUCCAACAAGUGAAUAUGUUAUUAGAACACAACCAACUGAAGGUUGUUUAUCUACACUUGAAACUGGUGCAUUUGCACUUUCUAUUUUAGAAAAUGAUCCAGAAUUGAAAGAUAAAAUGCUUGGACCAUUACAUUAUCUUUGCCGAUUUCAACUAGAAAAUGGUGCUGUAACUCAUCAAAGUAAAGAAUUUUUAAUUAAACAAAAAGCUUAUCCAAAACUUAUAGGACGGAGAUUAGCUAAGCAAUUACGUAUGCUGCCAGAGGAAUCUACAUGACAUUUUUUAUUUAAUAGUUCUUAGAAAGUUGAUAUUUUAUAAGAAAUAUGUAAUUUUUAUAGCCAUAUUUUUGAAAAAUACAAAGAUACAAAUAAGAUAAACGAAUAAUAUUUUUAA
Apis laboriosa (Himalayan honeybee) is the source of this 951-nucleotide messenger RNA. It is a transcript of the gene Dtwd2, whose product is annotated as tRNA-uridine aminocarboxypropyltransferase 2. The transcript has 5 exons. The record is from RefSeq and is a predicted model, not a curated record. NCBI's taxonomy places the organism in Eukaryota, Metazoa, Arthropoda, Insecta, Hymenoptera, Apidae. Bases 76 to 834 code for a protein of 252 amino acids.